UGCUGAGACUGGAGGACAUGAAGGAGCAUGGGACACCUUGGACAUUUAUUUAUCUUGAUAUCUUGCAUCACCCAGCAUCACAUUUCAGGUUACACUCUCCCUGCCUGCCGUGAGCAAUUGGAGUUCAGGUGCAACGAUGGCUCGUGUAUCACAAGUGAAAAGCUUUGUGACAGACACAGCGACUGUAAUGACGGAUCAGAUGAACAGCACUGUGGUCGGCUGAAGUGUAAGAAGGACGAGUUCUCAUGCCUUAGCAGCAGACGAUGCCUUCCCGCACGCUUGUCGUGUAACGGCGUGAAGGACUGCGGCGACGGCAGCGACGAGGACUCCUGUCCGAGCUGCACCGCCGGCCUCUUCUCCUGCGGGUUGUCCGACGGCUGCCUGAGCAGACUCAGGCUGUGUGACGGACGUGUGGACUGCAAAGACGGGCGGGAUGAGAUCCAGGAGUUAUGCGGUUUGAGGCGAGCCCACCCGCAGAGCGCUCCCUCUUGUCAGGCGUCCGAGUUUGACUGUGGCGACGGCCAGUGCAUCCUCCACACUUGGAAGUGUGACAACAAAGCUGAUUGCUCGGAUGCGAGCGACGAGGACAACUGUGAGCAGAACGAGUGCCUCGUCAAUAAUGGCGGCUGUUCUCAUCAUUGUGUGGACACAGGGAUGGGCUUCCACUGUGACUGUCCUGACCACAUGAGGCUUGUCGGGAAUAGUCACUGUGAAGAGGUGGACAUGUGCCUGGAGAGCGACGUUUGCGAUCAGCUGUGCAUUUACACUAAUGGGACCCUCGUCUGUGACUGCCUCGACGGCUAUCACAUGACCCCUGUGAGCACAGACUGCAAGGCCAAAGGGGUUGAUGCCCGGCUGCUUGUGUCCACGUCUAAUGGAAUCGUUGAGACGGGCCUUGGUGGCGCAGCAUCUAGGAUGUUGGCAGUACAUGUACCAGGACCUGGGCCUGUGGCAGCCUUUGAGUUUAACAACACACUGUACCUGGCCCAGCAAGGACAGGGGUCUGUUUACAGGGUUCACUUAAGUGGAGAGGCCCAGGAUGCCACGUUGGUACUGAAGGUUCCCAGUCCUGUCUCAGGCCUGAGUGUAGACUGGAUCCAUGAUCUUCUCUACUGGACCAGUUUGGAGAGUGAUUCCAUUAAUGUCAGUCUACUUGAUGGCUCCACACAGCGCCAACUCAUCACAGGACUGGACACACCUUGUGCACUCACGGUGGACCCACUACAUGGAUUACUCUUCUGGGCCCAGUGUGGCAGCUCGCCAAAGAUUGAGAGGGCAAGCUUGGAUGGCCAGGACACAAUGACUAUGGUCACUUCUCUAUUAAAUCACCCGGUCGCUCUUACUCUGGAUAUGCCUCGCCGGUUGCUGUACUGGCUUGAUAAGGGCAUGAGAAGCAUUUCCAGAGUGAAUCUAGAUGGGCGCCACCGCAAAACGGUGGUUGAGUCAAACGGCUAUCUGGAUCAGCCUUUUGGUCUGGCUGUUUUUGAGGCUUUUGUAUACUGGAGUGACCGAGACACACACUCCAUCUGCAGAGCCAACAAGCACAGUGGCAGUGACUUCCAACUAUUUCUGACAAAUGUCACCUCACCAAGCGGCAUUGCCAUCAUUCAGCCUGCGCUUCAACCUAACAGCAACGCUGCGUGCGGCAGCCCCGGGAGCGUGUGCACACACAAGUGUGUUGUUGACCUCCUUUCGGAGACUCCCAGCUUCCGCUGCACUGGAAUGGGGCUCAAUCGAUCGCAAGGCAUUCCUGCUAUUUCCCGCACCAUUCCUGCGUCACGUUUGUCUGAUCCUGGAUUCGCUGGAAUCCUUUCUCUAAUUGUUUUCCUCAGUGUGCUGCUGGUGGGAACAGUUGUUUGGUGGUGGAGAGAGGAGGUCCGGCCCGCUAGGAAUUUGACAGCGCAAAGCUUCUCCCUCAAAGAGUCCCAGGACCCGCUCAUCCAGUGUCCACGUGAAUGUCUCGGCAAGGAAACUCUUAAGCUGGACUUGGACAGUGAAUGAAGACGCUGUGACACACAUGGCCGGAUGCCUGCUCCACAUAUUAUCACAACACCCCCGGUGAGCUGCUGUGACUACCAGCCGACCACUCGGCUGUGGUCCAGUUCUCGUCGUGGGUUCCAAAAACAACUGACUUUCGGUCACAAUCAGAGGUUUGACGAGCUAGAAGGUCAUUCGCACAUUGGCUUCGAUUACUUUCGCCUCUUGUGACUCCACAUGUUGAAUGUUUUAGCUUGGUCACUCCUAAAAGCGCUAUGCACUAUCCUUGGACUAGUAGUUGACAUUACCUCAAGACCUUCAUGUUCCUUUAUUAUCAAGUUUAUUGCUUAUAACGUACCAGCAGUGUUUCAGCUGUAGCUAUAAAGCACGCAAAGCUUUUUCAUUAAGAGCUAAAAUAAGCUUGUUGGUUUGAUACUUGAAAAUGACACCAGGCAUUGAAGUUCUCAAUUGUGAGUAUUGUCUCAGUUAUCGACUUGUUUUUUCCUUUUGUUUUUAGAUUUUGAAUAUGUAGUGGCAGUUGCGAAACCUGUGCUCAAACGAAGUGGAAAAACUGGAGACAGAUCCUCCAUUACCCCCCCCCCCCCCCCAUUAUAAUUACUUGGUGGUGCCUUUGAUCCAGAAUACAGAUUGUGAAUGAAUGUUUAUUAUUAUUUUCAUUCCCCUAACAGGAUGGGCCAUCUGCCUCAGAUUUGUCAUCAUGUAUUAUAGAUGUUUUAACGAGCAUUUUGUGAAUUGUAUGUAGUUUUCAGUUUCUGUGGUCUUAGGUUGGUGCCCAGUGAAAUAUCCCUUUGCACGUGUAACUGUCUUUGUCUUUCUGUCUGAGUUUGCUUUUUUUUUUUUUUUGGUCUAAAUUACAUAUAACAAAAAUCAGAUCUGUACAAAGAAACUUAAAAGCAUAACAAAAAUUAUGGUACAAACUGCAGUGUUUAGUUAUUUAUUUAAAGAGAGGCUUUUAUUUAAUUUACAUAUGUCCUGCUGCACUUUUGUUAUUUGCACCAUGAAUGAAAUUGGCUGUAAAGAAUAAAUCUAAUAAAAUGUCUUU
Molecule: messenger RNA, 3040 nt
Organism: Phycodurus eques (leafy seadragon)
Lineage: Eukaryota; Metazoa; Chordata; Actinopteri; Syngnathiformes; Syngnathidae
Product: low-density lipoprotein receptor-related protein 8-like
Exons: 13
Coding region: 28-2001 (657 amino acids)
Molecular function (GO): protein binding; calcium ion binding
Source: RefSeq, a predicted model, not a curated record